This is a messenger RNA of Pistacia vera, 471 nucleotides long. Its product is annotated as transcription initiation factor TFIID subunit 12-like. Bases 1 to 471 code for a protein of 156 amino acids. NCBI's taxonomy places the organism in Eukaryota, Viridiplantae, Streptophyta, Magnoliopsida, Sapindales, Anacardiaceae. The record is from RefSeq and is a predicted model, not a curated record. The transcript has a single exon.
AUGGACCAACAACAACCACCACCACCACAAACUCCUACACCUCCCACCACCACCGCUGAACCACCCUUACAACCACCACCGCCACAACAACAAGAAUCACCAUCACCGUUACCCUCCACCACCUCAACUCCUCCAACCCCUACAUCAAACCCUAACCCUAACUCUAAUCAGCCCCAACCCCCAAAACCCACACUCACACCACAACCCAGACCGACCUCAUUUUCCAGACCCUGGCAGCAGCAACAACAACAACAGCCCUCACAUUUUUCUCACUUCUCUUCCCUUCCUUCUUCCCCUUCUUCUUCUCCGUCUUCCUCUGCUUCCGCGCCGCAGAGGGGUGGCAUUGCCCUUGGCGUUCCGGCGCCCCGCCCUGCGGCGUCUUCUUCGCAACCCACANAAUAUGAAUAUGAAUACGGUAUUUACAUAUGCUAUGUUCUUGCUAAAUUAAAGAUUGAUUUUGCUUCACAAUAG